AUGGAUAAAGUGGAUCCAGAGAACUGCACAAAGCCGUCCAAGUUUGCAGCUAUAAGGACAAAGUGGGACAAAUACGCGAAUAGCGCAACUCUACAUGGUCUGUCACAUAUUGUCUCCAGCAGAACGGUUCUGCGACGAGUCUUAUGGUGUAUAUUUCUUUUCACGGGAAUUGGGUACGUGUCUUAUCAAUGGACGCUGCUUGUCGUGAAAUAUCUUAGCUACCCAGUGAACUCAAAAGUAACCGUGGAAUUCGAGUCAGCCCUUGAAUUUCCAGCCAUAACAAUCUGCAACUUCAACAUGCUGAGACAGUCAUUCGUCGAUCAGGAGAAUUUAGGAAAUGUUGGCAAGUACGUGUUAAGUAACAAACUUCCCUGGUGGGAAGAAAAGACAGGCGAAAUCGAUUGGAAACGCUUUGAAAAUAUCAGCACUUCGGCUACUUAUUCCAUGGCAGGACACCAAAUUAAGGAUAUGGUUAUGGAAUGCUACUGGAUUGGUGAAAUGUGUAGCUUUCGCAAUUUUACACCUGUUUUGACCUCUAUGGGGCUUUGCCACACAUUUAAUUCAGGUCAGUAUGUUUGGUUUUGAAAACGCAGGUCGUAUUUAAAUAACUGUAGUUUACACAUGAAUGUAUAGGCAGCAUAUCUUUUAAAGAAAGGAAUCUGAUACACGAAAAGGAUUGUUACUUUUUCCGAAAAUCUAGCUAAGCUUACGUUGCGCCAAAAUAACAUUUUAUCCUUUUAAAGACAAAAUUAAAGAAAUUUGCUUUCUCGGUUUUAAUGAAAACGUAUCCAACACAAUGUUUUAAGGGAAACAAAUAUCGCGUUUCCACUCUUUAAAUGACCGCGGUUUUUUUUACCCACAUACUGUUUGGUGCUUGUAUUCACCUUACAGUUGUGAAAAUAGUUGUUUUGUUUUGUUGACUUUGUUAAAAAGUUAGUGAUAACAGCACUAUUGUCAGUACCAUGGCUUCAGAGGUUCGCUCUAUAGCCGGUAUCUUGGUUUGAAAGAGCUUUUAAGAAAGGAGUUAAAUUUGUUCCUCUGCGCGUUUUUUGCUCAGUUAAGAAUCCCUUCCCCUCCCUCCCCAAACACCCCCCACGACGCUUUGUUGACAAACUCCGUAUAAUCAGCGAGGAUGUUAAGGAGGGGUGUAUAAAGGCGGUUCUUUUUCGAAGGGGAGGGGGUGCUUAUUUAAUAUUUUCACCAUAAGGUCGAUCUUAUUUAUUUUAAAGAAGAGCGCAUAGUUGAAAGGGGCCGCUCAUUUAAGCGUUACGGUACUAAUUUUUACCUAGUUUUUAUUAGCCUGCAAAAACAGCCGUUUUCCCUCCCUUCUCGAUCGACGUUGGGGAAGUUGCGAGAAACGUUGCGAGGAACGAGGAAAAACGGCUGUUUUCGCAGGCUAAGUUUUUAGAGUUUAAUUUUAGUCCGCAUAUUACAAGUCCAGUCCAAGGCCCAGUUGUUCAUAGAGUUUCUUUUUCUUUUUGUUCAAAAGCAUUUUCUAGCAUAAUUUUCACUAUUCUUUAUAAUACAGCAUCCAAUCAUCAAAUAACAGACAAAAAGAGUUAAAGUGAAUCUGCUUUUUAAGCUUUCAUAUCUGAAUUUAAAUUUCGCAUUAACCCUUGUCGGUUAUUUAAUAAUCCAGCUUUGAACAACCCAGCCGAGUCCACUCUGCAAAAUGCCGCUGUCACAGUCAUAUGGGCAUCCCCAUUAUAUUGGCAUCCCCUAUAAAUCUAACCCUAACCCUAACCUAAAUCCCUAGGGUAAUAUGAGAAGGGUAUGCUCAUGUCACUAGGGUUUUGGGAAUUAAGAAGUCCAAAACGCCAAUAUUACUGUAAGUCUGUAACACCGUCAGAAAAAUUUAAUAAUAUAUUAUCCUUGAAACAUAUAAUCUCAGCCCACCUGCGAAACACUAGUUCUAAUUAACAUCACAGCAGGAUUCACGACGAAAACGUUUUAGCGACGGUUUAAAAGCUUCAAUGUUGACUUACCGGUGCGAUUUGACGGUCCCUCACAAAGCAUAUACCGUAAAUCCUCUAUUAAGCCCCCCCUCUCUAACAAGCCCCCCCUUUUCAGAGGAGGAAAGUUAAUAAGCCCCCCCCCUCCCCCUCCCCCAAUCCUUAUUCUUCACAAAAAAAAUUAACGAUUCACGUGGACUGAUCAGUUAUGGUUUAUUCAUAAAAAUUACUGAAGAACAUGAGGCCGAAAGCACAUUUUUGAAGAAUAAAUUUUGAAUUUUGUUUAAAUACUUUUUGCUAUAAGUGAUGCGUUUCGCUAAAUUAAAUAAGCCCCCCCCUCUCUAUUAAGCCCCCCCUCAAAAGUGCUUGAAAAAAAUAAGCCCCCCGGGGGGCUUAAUACAGGAUUUACGGUAAUACUUCAUGUGCAAAGAUUCAUUUUCUACUGCAAUCGUCUUCUUAAAAGUUUAAACCAGGUUUAUCAAUCACACUUUACAAUUUCUGCGAGGAUAAAAACUAGAUAAAAAAACCUCUGCUUUGUCGGAAGGAUUCUCUUUUAAAUUUUUUUGCCAAAAAUUGGCAAAACGACGCUCCACUUACAUACAAAUUAAUUAAACACCCCAUAGCAAUCAGGUAAUGACAAAGAAUAAAUUGUAAGCGGAAUUUAUCUCCUAAAAUUAAAAAAAAAAUUGUGAAAGAAGAAUAUGUACAUCCUAAAACAACAGCCAACCUCUUUGGAAAAUAAGAGGGGAGGCCUGGUUGUUCUGCAACGGUUUUAUACCUUAAAACUCUUCCAAGAGUCUCGCAAGGUAGACUGGAACUUCUUAAACGGGCAAUCCCUUUUUGGACGAAGAGGUAGGGUAUGUGUCUCUCAAGAGGAUAUAAUUUUCCGUAGAUUUAAUAACCCUUUCACUGCCAGAGUGUUUGAUCGAGUUUUGUGAAGUGAUUGUAACUUUUGAGUCUGUGGAUGAAAUCCCAUGAUGUGACCAUUCAAAUGAAAGCUCUUCAGUAGUACUUUCACAUGGUACUAUUUAUUUAGUAUGUAGUUCUAACUUUUGAGUCUGUGGAUGAAAUCCUAUGAUGUGACCAUUCAAAUGAAACCUCUUCAGUAGUACUUUCACAUGGUACUAUUUAUUUAGUAUGUAGUUCUAACUUUUGAGUCUGUGGAUGAAAUCCUAUGAUGUUACCAUUCAAAUGAAAGCUCUCUGCCUGUACUUUCACAUGAUGCUAUUUGUUUGUCAAAAUUUUAGAAAAUGAAAUUUGGAAAUUUGCUCGAAAUUUGCCUUUGGCCACAUUUGGCAGUGAACGGGUUAAUAGGGUGAACAAAGAGUACAGGAUUUCUCUAUUGAGCAUCUUGAGUAGGGUGGUUUUCUGGACUGGAAGCCUGAAACAUGGCGGUGAGCUGUCUAAAUGCGCAGUACCGACAAUUUUUUUGCGCCCUUCUACUGGAAAACCGCGGCACGAGUUUAGACUAGUCACCAGUCUUAUUCUUCAUCAUCAGGUCAAGACGGAAGUCAAAUCUUAAAGGUAAACAAGCCUGGCGCUGAUUCUGGUUUGCGCGUCAUGUUAAACAUAGGACAUGAUGAUUAUUUUAGUCUGCACGCAAGACAAGCUGGUCUUAAGGUUCUUAUUCAUCACCACGAGACCCCGCCCAUAGUCGAUCAACUUGGUUUUGCAGUGGGGCCUGGUGCGAGUACGUUUGCAGCCAUCAAGAAAGAAAAGGUAAGGAAUAUAGACCUUUUUAGCUUGAAGAUUCUUUAAAUUCCAAUUCAGACCACGUGAUGUUCUCGAAAUCAUCGUGCAAUUGUUUGUGGGAUCGUCACUGGGGACGCCCCGAUCAAUUACUAGCCAUCUAGUAACAGUCCCAGAAUUCUUUGCAAAAGUUAACUCGUUUCCAGUUCUCUUCUCGUUAGCGAACUAGUUGUGCACUACCGUAAAUCCUCUAUUAAGCCCCCGGGGGCGAUUAUUUACUUCAAGCCCAUUUGAGGGGGGCUUAAUAGAGACUGGAGGCUUAUUUAAGAGGGGGGGCUUAUUUAAUUUAAAAACGACAAUGGUAUCAGUUCCCCAUAAAGAACUAGAUUGCAAAGUGGAAAAGCUCAAGUACAAGAAGUCUUAGGCUAUGCAGCGGAGGAUCAGAAUCAAAUCCGAUCUUUCAGUUGGUAAAUAAACCAUCCUGGAUCAGUCCACACGAAGUUUUACAGUCGUAGUUGAUUGAUACAGUCUAUCAUUUAUUAGUGAAGAAUAAAUAGGGGAGGGGAGUAGGGGCUUAAUAGAGAGGGGGGGUUAUUAACUUUCUUCCCCUGAAAAUGGGGGGGCUUAUUAGAGGGAGGGGGCUUAUUUGAGAGAGGGGGGGCUUAAUAGAGGAUUUAUGGUAAUAUGCUUUAUUAAAAAUUGAAUCAUUGGUUAAUGCAAUUCUAGAGCUCUAAUUGGCUUAGCCAUCAUAGAAUAUGAGCCAUCACAUCAUGCUCUCCAGAUAUGGUAACUGACACGUCCGCUAAAAAUUAAAACAAGCUAAAAAUCGGUCGUUUUUACAAAUUAAGUCAGGAAGAAUUCUCGAUAUUUUGUGGGCGUUUUUAAUAAAACAAUUAUUCCACUCGCGCUUGUUGGAUAUGAGUUGAUCAUAGCCAACGUGCACUCGUGGAAUGAUUGUUAAUUGUGGAUACGGUAACAUUUCAAAGAAACAAUUCUCUGGGAUAACAUCCCAUGAUCUGAAAUGGGAACAAAACAUACAAGCUAAAAAGGUCUGCUGACAAAAAUAAGAAAAGUAUACUAAACUGGACCGUCAGAACGUAUUGCCAUAGUUGCCAUAAUUAUUUUACAAAACGCUUUUCAGAGCGUUUACUUGAGCUUCGUUGACCUAGCAAUAUACAACAAACAAAAGGUUUCAGGCUAAGGAACAUGACCAAAUGAUCCGAAUAGUACGUUUGAGUUAGGAAGAGAGUUAGAUAGUUUGAAGUCCGAAGUUAAAGUUUAUUAUUCAAUUUUUUCUCUUUACUCUGCCUUUGUUUACAUUUCGUUUUGUUUCAGACAUUGAGUCUCAAAUGGCCUUACGAGAGCAAUUGUAGUGAAACUCCGAUAUUCAGUAUUCCAGGCUAUAAUAAGUACACGACUUCUACCUGUACGUUGAUCUGCAAAAGCAAAUAUCUGGUUGACAAAUGCGGCUGUAGGGACCCUAGACUUCUUGGUAAGUGCUACUUAAAGUUUGUAUGUCAAUCUUUAAUUUUUUCAACAACGAUUAAAGUUUGUCAUCAGGGGGAGUUUUUUAAAUGGAAAAAGACUCUUUCUUAGAAGAGAAAAAAUGGUACACCAUUGCGGGAAGAGAUUUUCCCGGUUUCCAGACGAACAACUCGUUGCGAAGCUCGAGCAAUGCCGAUCGUUUCGGAUACUUAACCGAAACUGGUUGACCACGAAGGCUUGAGAAAAAUUCCCACAGGAUAAGAGCGAAAUUUUCAUAUCUACAAGUGAAAUUUCUGCUCUUUCAUAAGGCCAAUUUGGACAAAAGAUUACUGGAACAGGGCUAACGUUUUAUUUAUUUUGAUAUAUAUCUUUUUGGCUUUUAGCUGUCGGCGACGCUGAAGAAUGCGGUUUAAAACAAACUGCGACUUGUAUUUUCCGUGAAAACGGUAAGGUCAAUUUUGCGUUCCUCAGAAACACCCAAAUACCUUGUUGACGUUGUCAUCUUGAUGUCCUUGGUAGCUGCCCACUAGAAUGAAUUCUGGUCCCCAGAGCCCCAGGCCCCCAGCCGUUCUGGGCGCGGUUAUCUGGGCUGCAAGAAACGUGGUACUCACUUUCGGGCUCUGCAGUCAAAGGGGCCAGGAGUAAUGAAAGUGUAAAAACUCUCGACGAAGUGUGGCCGAAACCUGCAGGCUUUUUAAUAUUUCAAGACACUCCCGUCAAUUCUUCACCAUCCAAAGAGAAAAAUACUCCAAGAUUCAUUACUGCUUAUGAUCAUUUUUUAACUCCUUUUCUCUUUUUAGACAAUUUUUACAAAGAAACCGAUGAAAGAUGUACCUGUCCAGUUCCCUGUGAAACAAUCAGUUUUAACCCAGUUCUGUCUUUCGCAACAUUCCCGAGUGAGAAAUAUAUCGCUGAAGCGACGAACAAACAUGUUGGAAAUGUUUCCAAAGAAGAAAGACUGAAAUUCCGUGAAUUUAUCAGGUACAAGACAGGGGGGGAGGCACCGAGCAAAUGGUUAUUAGUGAGCCUAAGCAAAGACGUUUUGGAGGGACGCAAAUUACGCGGAAGUGCAGUGUUUUCAUUCUUGGGCAAUGAUUUUGCUCAAAUUUUUGGUCAAAUUGUCUUCAUGAGACUAAAGGCACUCAGCAAUCCAAAUUUGGAAGCGUUAUGGCAAAUUAAAAGGGAAAGAGACUCACUUCCGCUUGACGUGCGUCGCUCAAAAACGCUUUAGCUACCUAUUUACAAAAACGGUCGACGAGUUGAACUCGUGCAGAAGCUCACAAUGAGUGAGACAGCGCGUUUAGACUCUUAGAUAAUUUUUGAGUUAAUUUGCUUGUAAACUUACUUACGAGAUUGCAAUCAAAUAUGGCCGUCGAUCUUCUAGAUGGGUUGUCUCCAUGGACUUUACUUCCAAAGAUCUUCAACCAGCUGAUGAUCCUACACCAGCCAAGGCAAAACACAGCGAAAAAUGGUGGGGCUUGUCAGAUCUUGCGAAGACUGGACAAUUAAAAAUGUUGAAUACUAAGUAGAAAAAAACAUGAAAUUGAUCUUUACGAAAAGAGGACUGAGAAAAAAAAUAACAAGCAAAACAAAUGGUGAAGUUUAUUUUCACGAUCCUCCUGUGGAGGGUUAGUGUAUCAUUUUUUUUAAUGCUAUAUCCGUUAAUAGGAACCCUUUUUGGCUUUGUGGUCUUUUAAUAGGGUACCCAAAAGCAAAGGAACUAAUCUGAAGUAGAAGUCUCCUACCGAGGUCGUGACUUCGACUCUGUCUUAAGUUUAAAAAUCAGAUCUCCUUUUCCCUAGGCCGUGGGAGAUCUGGGUACAUGUUAACGUUAUCGAAUUUAUAAAACGAUUCACUCUGGGUUUGCUCUAGAAUUUUAGUAAACUAUCCACUGCCGGCCUAAUUUCUCUUAAAUAGUUAUCUUUUCUCGUGUUUGACCCGUAAUUUUUUAGUUUUAUAUAUCUUUCUAUUUAUCUUUAUUAAAAUAAGGUCGAGAUUUAAAAACCUUCGAACAGAUGAAAACGACUGAUUGUCUAUAAUUAAUUAGAGAAACUCUCUCAUUGAGCUAAUCAUUGUGCUCUCUCAUUGAGCUAAUUGUUUAUGAUUAAGUCGAGAAACUCUCUCAUUGAGCAAUCUUUUGCUGUAUGUUAAAAAUUUUUUUGCAUACUUUUAAAAUGAAGCCAUGUUUCUUCAUCGUUACAGCUCCAACGUCUUGGAAUUAAACGUGUAUUUUCAAGACCUGCAAGUCAAAGUACUGACACAGCAACCGGCGUAUGGAACAGAAAGUCUCUUGGGUAAGUACGCAAGCCCCAUUAGAUAGUAAAGCGACGAUCGCAAUGUCAUUUUAAUCAACUUUGACAACUUGAGUCGUGCAAUGACGGCAAAGAAACCCGCCAAAAAUUGCGCUGCACGUUAAGAGUUUUUGUUUCGCUUAUUUUCUCGUUUCUGUCGUCAUUGUGGUUGCGCUGAGCUCCGCUGUGAGCGUUACCACGCAAAACAAUUCUUGACAUGCGAAGAUUUCGACUGAAAAACUGACGAUUUGAUGAAAAUCGCGCGUCGAAAUCGACGUCCGCAGGUACGCAUACAGAGGCGCAAAGAAGGGGUUUUUCAGAGGAGUGUUGAACAGGGGGUAAGAAAGGGUAAAGAUGGCAAGUGAAAGAGAAAGCCCUUUAGCAACCACGGUCACCUCCCCUAGCAAAAGCCAAUGAAGAAUGCGUUUGCCUUCCCAAAACAGUCCCGUGGUGCAUCCAAACACAACAUGGACCCAGUUCCACGCGGAAUAUCUAGCUGGAAUUUUUGGAAUUUUUUUAUGGAGAGCAGAAAUCCGGAUCACCGGAUCACCCGGAGAAAAAGGGAGAGAAGGAACAAUAAUCUCAACCCACAUUUGUCGCAACCUUGGCCAGGCGUUGUGGAGAGCGGCACAAAGGGGCUGAGAGUGGAGGGGAAAAAGCGGAUAACAGGCCGGGAAUAGUUCAAUAUCCUUCUUGCAUACGGGGGAAAACGAGCAAGAUGAAAACUGACAACUGUGAAUAAUUAACCAUGGGAAUCUAAUGAAUAUUAAUAAGGUAUAAAUAGGGGGAACUGCUAACUUUUCUUUGGGCAGUCCCAGUAUCUGAAAGCCUGGAACAGACUACACUUGUCGUCGCCUCCGGUAUAAUAGGGACCUUACGUUUCUGAAACGACUGUGAAUUACUAACGUUUUUAACCAUUCGGCUGAAAGUAACGACUACCCUAAAGUAGCAGCCCCUUUUGCCUGCUAAAUUCGAACAGGGGCUGUUAUUUUCGCAAUUCUACGGUAACACAAAAACGUAAAUAAAAACCUACCUGUUUUUUUACUCACCAGGUGAAGCCGGAGGUUUGCUUGGACUCUGCAUUGGUGCCAGUCUUUUGACUGUCAUGGAGGUCUUUGACCUCAUAAUCAGCAUAAUAGCUAUAAAGCUAGGAUGUAUAGCUACGGACUCGGCUUAA
This is a messenger RNA of Porites lobata, 8594 nucleotides long. The record is from the annotation of a GenBank genome assembly. NCBI's taxonomy places the organism in Eukaryota, Metazoa, Cnidaria, Anthozoa, Scleractinia, Poritidae.